AUGCCGAGCCCUGAGCACGCAGCUGCGAUUGGUGCCCUUAAUAAAGAAAUGCGGCGAGAUCUCGACUCGAUGGACCAUGGUCUGUUUGAUGCGAUCAUAGACUAUCCAGGGGGCGGCACCCGUCCCCAAAACGGCAAAGGAAAAGAUGCUGAUAUAGCAUUUGGCCCAAUGAGGCGAGCAAUCGCUAUCUCUGAGACGGAAACUAAGCUGAAGAGAGAUACUGCUUUUUGGUUGGACCCCCUUCGUGGCAAUGCGAAUCUGGUCGUAACGAUCAAGGCAAGCAGAAAACUUGCCUAUAUCAAGAUCGACACCUAG
Molecule: messenger RNA, 315 nt
Organism: Penicillium mononematosum
Lineage: Eukaryota; Fungi; Ascomycota; Eurotiomycetes; Eurotiales; Aspergillaceae
Exons: 2
Coding region: 1-315 (104 amino acids)
Source: RefSeq, a predicted model, not a curated record